GCAAAAUGGCCAGCUGCCUCUGAACAAGUGAGAGAAGCUGUGACACUUCUUUGACCCUUGGAUGGGCAAUGAAGUGUCAUUGUCGCUUUGCUUUCCAAAGGUAGAGGCUAAUAGGUUUUAUGGCUGCUGAGUUAUCAAUUUUUAGGAUAUAAAGGUGAAAAAAGAAGACAAUUUCUUUCUUCACAGUCUAAAGACCUAACAAACAGCACUACAGGAUUAUCAAUUCGUUCAGGUUCUUACCAUGAAGCUAUUGUUAGGCGCAUUGUUCCUUUGGUUGCUCUCCUCAGAAGGUAAUGCAGAUGAUCUGGAAGAAUAUGGGAAACUAGAGGCUCUAAGAAGCUUGCAGUUUUCAUGUGAGCAGGCGACAUUCCCUGAGACCCUUUCAUCUUCAGUUCAUGCUCUAAGGCCAGCUGACAUUAAAACAGUCACUGCAAUAGGAAAUUUUCAAAGAACACCAGGAUCUGUUGAGGAUUUACUCCAAAGCACAGGAAAGAGCUUCCUUGAAGUAAGCGUGAAAACUUUAGCAGUUCUCAUUAGCAGUUUUAAUCCCACGGUCCUACACCUGUCCCCUCUGCCGGACACAAUGGGAGCAACGUCAGGCAGUCAAGCCGUAGACCUCCUACAUCAAGCUAAAGAAAUAGUGGAGCUCAUGAAAGAGAAUCAGUUGAUGGACUUCCAAAAUGACUGGAAACUAAUCACAGUGUUUUUUAGUGCUGAAAAUCCAUGUUCCUCCUGUGCUUCCACAAAACUGAAGAACUGCACAUUGGAAAACCUGGAACAACUUCAAGCUGUCUUGGAUUUCUUGUAUAAGAAGGUUCCCAAGGCCUUUGUAAAUCUAGUGGAUUCCACUGAGCUCGCAACUGCCUCUCCUGCAUGCCAAGAUUACAGCAAUGCCAGCAAUCCAGACAAGAAUCAGUGCAAUUGUGUUGGUGAAUGCUCCACAUUAGAUGAUAACAUAUUGAGGUGGUCCUAUCAGGAUGCUUGGGAAAAACUACUGGAAUCUGAGAGGUUUAAUCAGAGGGAUGACUUCACUGUUGUUCUUCAGCCUUCUCUCCAAGAAAGAAAUCUGCUGCUCAGACUGGGCAAGGACAGUUUGACUACCACAUCAAAGACACAAGUGAAAACUCUGGAAGACUAUAUUUUCAUGGCUGUGGGCCUCUGGAACAACAUGAUGCAGCCAGUUGGACAGAAGCAGCCUUAUGGUGUCACAAACAUUGUUCAGGUCCAAUGUCCGUCUCAGGAAAAUCCGUAUUUGUUUACAUAUAGAAAUAGUAACUAUUCAUCUUCCCUGAAGACAUCAAACACCAAAGAAACAUCUCAGGAGAGAAGUUAUGGAACAAAUAUUCCCUGUACUGACUGGGAACCCUCUGAUACGAUUCCGGUUUCAGUUCAUAAUUUGAAACCGGCAGAUAUCCAGGUGAUUGCUGCAGUGGGAGAUUCACUCACAGCAGCUAAUGGGGCAGGAUCCAGACCCCAUGAUGUUCUGAAUGUCCUGGUUCAGUACCGAGGUCUUUCUUGGAGUGUUGGAGGAAAUGAAAACAUAAGCACGGUCACGACACUAGCAAAUAUUCUUCGUGAGUUCAACCCAUCCUUGACAGGGUAUUCCACUGGCACUGGAACGCAGAAUUCAGAAAAUGCUGCACUCAACCAAGCUGUGGCAGGAGCUCGUGCAGAGGAUGUUCCUCAACAGGUUAGAAAACUGGUGGACCGCAUGAAGAACGAUACUAGAAUAAAUUUUCAGACUGACUGGAAGCUCAUAACACUUUUCAUAGGAGGAAAUGACCUAUGCAGAUUGUGCGAGGAUCCAGCUCACCAUUCUCCUGAAAACUACACCUAUAAUAUACAAAUAGCUUUGGACUUACUUCACGAAGAGGUUCCACGGGCAUAUGUGAACCUGGUGACGAUACUGCCCAUUGCAAGCCUCCGGGAGCUGCAUGCAUGGACAAACAAUAGCUGCCCCAAGCGGCUUAUGAGGAUCCUGUGCCCUUGUGUCAUAACCCCUGAGGACAACUCCAAUGAUUUAAAGAUGUUGAUCUACUUUAACAGAAGGUAUCAGGAGAGAACCCGCCAGUUAGUGGAGAGUGGAAGGUAUGACACUAAGGAUGAUUUCACAGUGGUUAUGCAGCCAUUUCUGACUAAUAUGGACAUGCCAAAAACACAGGAGGGGUGGCCAGAUGAUUCAUAUUUUGCCCCAGAUUGUUUCCACUUCAGCCAGAAGACUCAUUCCCAGGCUGCACGUGCUUUGUGGAACAACAUGGUGGAGCCCUUAGGGGAGAAGACAGAUAAUCUGCGCAUAGAGGAUGAGAUCGUUCUCAAAUGUCCAAAUGCAGGUGUGCCGUUCCUGAGGACGUAUAAGAACAGUAAUUACACAUACCCUAACCAAACUCCAAAUUAUGGAAGCCAGCUGCCAUGUGAGGACAGGUCUCCAUCCUCCCCUCCUGCAACUUCAGUGCAUUCCCUAAAGCCAGCUGAUGUGAAAAUUAUAGCAGCCCUUGGGGAUUCUUUGACGGCUGGUGCAGGAAUUGCCUCAGAUACUCUUGAGGAUUUAGCCACUCAAUACCGGGGACUGUCUUGGAGUAUUGGAGGAGAUGAGUUGUUAAAGAACGUGACAACCCUACCUAACAUCUUUCGAGAGUUCAAUGUUACAAUCAUGGGCUAUUCAACUGGCACCGGGAGUGAGAAUGAUUCCAACGCAUUCCUUAACCAGGCAGUUCCUGGAGCAGAGGCUGAGCACUUACCAGCCCAAGCAAGAAAUCUCCUGAGACUUAUGAAAACUGAUGAUAGAAUUGACUUCAGUGCUGACUGGAAGAUCAUAACUGUGUUUAUUGGAGUCAAUGAUUUGUGCAACUCUUGCAAAGACCCUGAACACUACUCAGCUGAGAAUUACAUCAAAAGGAUCCAAGAAACUCUUGAUAUUCUGCACAAGGAGGUUCCAAAAGCUCUAGUGAGUCUGGUUGACGUGGUGGAUGUCCUCUCUCUGAGACAGUUAUUUGUGGAUUCUCAAGUUCAGUGCCCAACUUACUUAGCAGAUUAUCUGUGUAGCUGUGUUUUCACAGGAGAAGAAAACUCAGAAAAUUUAACGAUGGUGAGGGAAGCCACCAGAGCUUACCAGCUUGGCAUUCAGAGACUAAUAGAGUCUGGCAGAUAUGACACUCAUGAAAAUUUCACGGUGGUCAUCCAACCUUUCCUCCAAAAUGUGGAGAUUCCUCUCGGUCAGGAUGGGCAUCCAGAUGUCUCCUACUUUUCACCUGACUGCUUCCAUCCAAGCCAGAAAGGCCAUUCUCAGCUUGCCAAGGCUCUCUGGAAUGCCAUGUUACAGCCUGUAGGCCAGAAAGCUGACUCAUUUGAUUUUGCGGCUGACAUCGUCCUUGGCUGUCCAGCUCAGGACAAGCCAUUCCUGGGAACAUACAAGAAUAGCAACUACACACUUGUGGAGCCCACUAGUGAGCCAAUAGAGAAUUGGGGCAGUGAGCUAUCAUGUCCUGAACAGUCUCCAUCUAGUCGUGUCCCAACAUCAGUACAUGAGCUACGACCUGCUGACAUCAGAGUCAUAGGAGCACUGGGAGAUUCCCUGACUACUGCAGAAGGAGCCAAAGCACCUGACCUAGAAACAGACUGGAGGGGACUUUCCUGGAGUAUUGGAGGUGACGAGACCCUGGAGAUCCAGGCUACUUUACCUAAUAUCUUGAAGAAAUUCAGUCCAAACCUCUUUGGCUUCUCCACUGGCAUUUCUAAGGAAACAGCUGGAUUCAACGUUGCAGAGAGAAAUGCCACAGCGCGCAAUAUGCCAGCCCAAGCACGUGAAUUAGUGGAGCUAAUGAGAAGCAGCUCGAAAAUUAACUUCAAGGAAGACUGGAAGCUGAUCACUGUCCUUGUUGGAGGCAGCGACCUGUGCCAGUACUGCUUGGACAAGGAAACCAAUUCAGUGCAAAAGUAUGUAAAGCACCUUCAGGACACUCUGGAUAUUUUCUAUGAGGAGCUCCCAAGAGUCUUUAUCAACAUGGUGGAGAUGCUAGAGUUUUCUGGACUGCGUCAGAUCACAGCAAGCUCUUCAGGGUGUGCUUUGACAGCAAAGAAAAUUUGUCCAUGUUUCUUAAACCCUGAGGAAAAUUCUCCUGAACUACAAGAAAUUAAAAGAGUUAACAGAGAUUUUCAGGCUGAAGCCUUGCAGCUGAUCAACAGUGGUCGGUAUGAAAACCGUGAGGACUUUGCUGUUGUCACACAGCCGUUUUUCCGAAACACCUUGUUGCCCCUGGAUAGCACCAGCAGGCCAGAUCUGAGUUUCUUUGCUGCAGACUGCUUUCAUUUCAGCGUAAGAGGCUAUGCUGAGAUGGCCAUGGCUCUCUGGAAUAAUAUGUUGGAGCCAGUUGGUGAAAAGCAGACUUACAACAACUUUACCUAUGACAGAUCAAAACUCAAGUGUCCAAACCCAGAGAAACCUUUUCUUUUCACACGGAGAAAUAGUGGAUUUGGAAAUUCAGACCUCAGCUUGGAGAAAUCUGAACCUUCAGUCCCCUACUGGGCUGUCAUUGUGGCUGCAAUAGCCGGAGUCCUGUUGGGUUCUUUACUUGUCUGCAUUGUGUCUCGAAGAAGAACCAAGAAGCCCCAACGUAAGACUGACAUAGAAAAGAACAUUAAAACAACCCCUCUAUAACACAAGUCGAACAAACAUCUUUUUCUGGCUGCUCGUUGCUGUGACACAGAGUAGCAGAAUAAAAAACCUGUUGGAUAUGAA
Messenger RNA from Pseudopipra pipra, 4735 nucleotides. It is a transcript of the gene PLB1, whose product is annotated as phospholipase B1. Gene Ontology annotation, cellular component: brush border membrane. The coding region runs from base 242 to 4654 and encodes 1470 amino acids. Gene Ontology annotation, biological process: phospholipid metabolic process. Gene Ontology annotation, molecular function: A2-type glycerophospholipase activity; phosphatidylcholine lysophospholipase A1 activity; retinyl-palmitate esterase activity. The record is from RefSeq and is a predicted model, not a curated record. The transcript has 58 exons. Lineage: Eukaryota; Metazoa; Chordata; Aves; Passeriformes; Pipridae.